Molecule: messenger RNA, 312 nt
Organism: Truncatella angustata
Lineage: Eukaryota; Fungi; Ascomycota; Sordariomycetes; Amphisphaeriales; Sporocadaceae
Exons: 1
Coding region: 1-312 (103 amino acids)
Source: RefSeq, a predicted model, not a curated record
AUGGAGCAGCGAACAGAGCAGACGCCUUUGGUUAGCAACCAGCACAUGCAGAAGGAAAUGCAGACAAAACCCUGGCGCACCCUUAGCUGGCAUGUUGCACCCUACUUCGGGCUUGCGUUCUUCUCUUUUUGCCUCAACUUCGCACCACUUGCGCUCUACCAUCCUUACUUUCAGGAGAAGAACUGGUCCGAGAAGGACUUUAUCGUCAUCCGAUUUGCUUUCCUUUUGCUUCCUGGCUUUUUACAGAAAUCCCUCUGGGCACCGGUCGCGCUGGUCGCUAAUGAUAUAGCGUUCCUCGAUGUACAUGGCUAG